CUUUCAUAAUCUCCAAUGGCUACCAUCCUUGCCUUUCUCCUCUUUCUCUCCACAUUUUCUACUGCAACCGCUCAACCAAAACAUCUAAACAUAACCAUAGAUUCUUAUAUCUCUGCCACAACCCACCCCACUUCAUGGAGCUCACCUUCUGGUCUAUUCUCUUUCGGUUUCUACCGUGAAGGCGCCGGCUUCAGAGUCGGAAUAUGGUUGGAGACAAGUCCAAACAAGACAAUCGUAUGGACCGUGAACCGGGAUGACCCGCCUGUUUCCGGAAACAGCACAUUGGUCUUAAUGAAGAAUGGUUUCUCUCUACGAACGGCAGGAGUCCAAGAUAAGUUCUUUCCAAGUGAAUUCCCAUACCAACAUAAUUCCUUGUCAUCAGCUUCGAUGUUCGAUUCAGGAAACUUGGUUCUCUGUUAUUCCGAUUACGGAAACCCUUGGCAAAGCUUCGAUCGUCCAACUGACACCAUCUUAGGGGGCCAAUUCCUUCCGACAGGAGAUAAACUGUUUUCAAGCGCAUCAGAAACUGACCAUUCGACUGGACGCUUUCAGCUGAGCAUGCAAGAUGACGGAAACGUGGUGUUAUUCCCGAUAAAUUACACUACUUCUAUCGAUGCAUAUUGGGCAGCAGCGACUAAUCAAAAAGAGCGCGUGAGCCUAAAUCUCUUCCCAGAUGGCUUCAUGUACCUAGUCAAUGAUACUGGAUAUAAUAAUAGUUUCCUGGCACGAGGCGCCGUUGCUAACAACGGAACUGUCAUCUACCGUGCGACCAUAGACGUUGAUGGGAUUUUCCGCUUGUAUUCCCACAGCUUCACACGGAACGGUAUCUCAACAAUGACGACUGAAGUAUCUGCCCUGUCAAAUAAAUGUCAAGUGAACGGUAUCUGCGGAUAUAACAGCUACUGCAGGUUGGUGGAUGACCAACCCAAUUGCCUUUGUCUUCCUGGUUACAAUUUCAUCGAUCCUGAUCACCAGUUCGAGGGCUGCAGCAGAAACUUCACUAUGGAACGUUGCAUGGCCAAGAAAGAAAAUUUAAAAUAUUUCAUCUCUACAAUGGUGGAUGUGGAGUUUGGAGACAGUUCGUAUACCACUUUACCUAUCACUAAAGACGAAUGCAGAAAUGUUUGUUUGGACGAUUGUGAUUGUGAUGCCGCAAUGUUUCUAAAUGGCACGUGCAAGAAACUUAGGCUUCCAUUGAAGUAUGGGAGAGCAAGCAAAUCAGGAUCAACUACGACUUUCAUCAAGGUGGGUAGCGGAGGUCCCUCUUUGGUAGUUCCAAACACUAAUACCUCAUCGGUGGUUGGAAAGACAAAUACCUCUCCAAACAUCCGAAUGGUAGGUAUAGUCGUUGGUAUAUGUUCAGUUAUUGCCUUUUCCAUUUUCGGUUUUCUUCUUUAUAAGAAACGGACAAAAUGGUAUAGAAAGAGAUUUUGUCAUAGAAAUAUCGAUUUGUCUGAGACAAGUGGUCUGAGAUCUUUUUCUUACAGUGAACUUGUAAAAGCAACAGAUGAUUUCAAAGAAGAGGUGGGAAGGGGUGGUUUUGGAACUGUUUAUAAAGGAGUCUUAUACAACAGCCACAUGAAGGUUGCUGUAAAGAAACUAGAGAAAUUGGUUGAGGAAGGAGAAAGGGAGUUCCGUACUGAGAUGAGGGUGAUAGGGAAAAUCCAUCAUAGGAACUUGGUGCGAUUGCUUGGCUUUUGUGACGAGGGUUCUGUGAGGCUUUUGGUUUACGAAUUCAUCAGCAACGGAUCGCUUGCAAACCUGCUAUUUAAAGCCCAAAGCCGACCACAAUGGAAUGAAAGAUUGAGGAUUGCACUAGAUGUCGCCAGAGGGAUAUUCUAUCUUCAUGAAGAAUGUGAACCGCGUGUCAUCCAUUGUGAUAUAAAGCCUCAAAACAUCCUCAUGGAUGACGCUUGGACUCCAAAAAUCUCUGAUUUUGGGUUGGCGAAGCUGCUUAUGGGAGAUCAAACAAGAACCCUUACAGGGAUCAGGGGGACGAGAGGGUACCUGGCACCCGAAUGGCACAAGAACAUGCCCAUAUCAGUGAAGACGGAUGUUUAUAGCUUUGGGAUCGUAUUAUUGGAAAUUAUAUGUUGCAGGAGGAAUCUCGAGCUUGAGGUUGCGGAUGAUGAGAUUAUUCUCACUGAAUGGGUUUACAGAUGCUUCGAGGCAGGAGAUUUGCAUAAGCUAUUGGAUGAAGAAGAUGAAGUGGAGUCAAGAAUUUUGGAUAGUAUGGUGAAGGUGGGAUUAUGGUGUAUUCAAGAAGAACCAGCUCUUCGUCCUUCCAUGAAGAACGUGAUUCGGAUGUUGGAAGGGAACAUGGACAUACCAAUUCCCCCACGUCCCACUUGAUCUCAAUGUGUGAGAUCUUUUCUGUCUGAGAUGGUUAAGCCGGAUAUGGUCGAUAUUGUGUUAGCUUUUUUAUGGGUGGGGGCGGCCUGAUUGAGUGAGUUGCUGCAAGGUCGGUGGAUGCUGUCAGCUGGAAUGAAGCAGAUACUAGUCUGUUAGAGGACAACUGCUAUAGAUUUUGAAGCUAUGGCUUGGACCUAUGUUCGUCACAGCGAUAUGCUAAUUAGCUGGUGGCAGGGCUCUCUUGGUAUCUGAAGGCUGGCUUUUCUUUCUUUUAGAAUGGUAAACGGGGCUGUAUAAUCAGGCUGCUAGCUUAGUAGAU
Magnolia sinica is the source of this 2671-nucleotide messenger RNA. RefSeq names its product G-type lectin S-receptor-like serine/threonine-protein kinase LECRK2. Bases 16 to 2352 code for a protein of 778 amino acids. Gene Ontology annotation, molecular function: ATP binding; protein serine/threonine kinase activity. NCBI's taxonomy places the organism in Eukaryota, Viridiplantae, Streptophyta, Magnoliopsida, Magnoliales, Magnoliaceae. Gene Ontology annotation, biological process: protein phosphorylation. The transcript has 2 exons. The record is from RefSeq and is a predicted model, not a curated record.